UUUAGAUGCGUGCGUCGGAUGGGUUGUUGUUGCUGUGGUGGUGCUCAGGGUGGACGGUGGUGGCCACCCUGACGGCCGAGUAUGUGCUGCGGACCAUUGGCAAGGACGAGUGCCAGGUGCCGGAAAACGAAUUCCUCGCCCGCCCAGUUUUCAGCGACGGCGACAACCUGAGCUACGAGGGUUGCGGCCUGGUGGAGGGAGGUAGAGGAGGGGCGACGCCGCCCUGGCGAGUCGUCCUCGGCCGCGACGACUGCGACGGCCUUUUGCUCUCAAGACGCGCCAUCCUCGUCCACCAAGAGCCAUUCAGUCUGUGUUCGCUGGAGGCCCGCGCGAAGGGGGCCGUUUCGCGGCCGCUGGAGGCCCGGAUGGGGAAGUGCGUCACGGAGAGGGGUGGGGAAUGCGAGGGGUACGUGCGCAGGGUGGGGGCGGUGCGGCGGCUCGAGGCCUAUCCCGCCGACCAGCUGUACCUGCUGCUGCUGGAGAAACCCCUACCCAAGGGCUUCGAAGUCCCAUCGGUGCGGCCCCUCUGCCUCUUCAACCGCGACAACCUUGCAGACUCAAAGCUUCAAUUCCUCGCCGGCCUCUUGGCAGGGUCUGGGAAGGAGGUUGGCGUGGUGGGAGUGCGCGAAUGCAUGCCCGAGCGGAUGCUGCAGGAUAAGUGCCGCCGCUAUUUGUUUGCCCUCUGCGUCGCUGUCGAUGAAGGUUUUUUGGAGGAUCGCAGGGCUUUGGUGUGGGUGUCGUCCGAGGGUCGUCACUUUUUGAGGGCCGUGGCCUUCGCCAACAGCCGCGACGUCGUCCACUCGCGCGUCGCCUUCCACGACGUCCUCCGCCUUGUUGACCCCCUCGUCCGCCUCGCCCCCGACAUCCACCGACAACCGGAAGCACCACCUGUCCACAACCAAGUCCAAUUUGUCUUUUCCGGCGAGAAAGAGCAUCUGAGUUUCGCGAACUGCGGCCUCGAAAGUGGCGCCAUCCGAUCGCGGCGGGACGUCGACGAAGUGGCGACGGUGGCGCACGUUUUCGGCGGACGCAACGCCGAGCGCGGGCGACACCCUUGGCACGCCCACCUCGCCCUGGGCCACGGCGAUGGCCACGUUCUCAACUGCGGCGGCUCCCUCGUCUCAGACAGACACGUCGUCACAGCUGCGCACUGCGUGUUCGUGGAGGGGGUGUUGGCGUCAGCGCGAGACCUGCACGUGACCCUGGGCAUGUGGAACGCGAGCGACCCUGAGGAGGCGUGGCGUCAGGCGCAGGCUGCGUGGCGCGUCUUUGUCAGUGGCGGCUUCAACGCGUCGGCCGGCAACUUUGCGCACGACGUCACCGUCGUCGUCAUGGCCACGCCCUUUCGCUUUACUGCCCACGUGCAGCCCGUGUGCCUAUGGAACGACGUUGCAGACCUUGACCGCGUUGCCAACAAAACCGCUACGGUGGUUGGGUGGGGUCUUUCUGGAGACGGGGGAGAGCGUCCAGCGGUGCUGCAGAGGGCGGAGCUUGUGGUGCGGUCGCACCUAGACUGCUUCCUGCAAAACCGACCCUUCUUCUCGGGCAACCUGCAACCUGGGAUCAACUUCUGCGCCGGCCACGCCAACGGGACGAGCGUGUGCAACGGGGACAGUGGUGGGGGGUUGUUGUUGCGUCGCGGCGCCCGCUGGUUCCUGAGGGGCGUGGUCAGCUUUGGAAAAGCGCGACCUUUGCUGACGGGCGACGAAUAUCACCUAGAGUGCGACCCCCGAUUCUACUCCCUCUUCGCAGACAUCGCCACCUACAUACCCUGGAUCGCCACCCUCAUCAACAGCACUUGAUCAACUUCACCCACUCCUCAAAAAUUUUGAAAGCAAAUAGCUAAAAAUAAAAAUAUAAUAAUACAUGUUUUUUUAUGUGAAUAAAAAUAUUGAUUUAAAAUUCCUUUGAUUUACAUUUUAUUCUCCGAUACAAACUGAAUAUUUCUUUCGUACGUACACCA
Molecule: messenger RNA, 1963 nt
Organism: Neocloeon triangulifer
Lineage: Eukaryota; Metazoa; Arthropoda; Insecta; Ephemeroptera; Baetidae
Exons: 9
Coding region: 6-1802 (598 amino acids)
Biological process (GO): proteolysis
Molecular function (GO): serine-type endopeptidase activity
Source: RefSeq, a predicted model, not a curated record